AUGGCUUCCGACCUCAGCAGCACCUGGAACCUGCUCAGCAGCGACAACGUCGAGGGCUACAUGCGGGCCCUAGAUAUUGACUUUGCCACUCAUAAGAUAGCCAAGAUGCUGAAGCCACAGAAAGUGAUUGAGCAGAAUGGGGAUUCUUUUACCAUCCACACGAACAGCACCUUCAGGAACUAUGUUGUGAAAUUUAAAGUCGGAGAAGAAGUUGAUGGAGAUAACAAAGGCAUAGAUAACAGAAAAUGCAAGAGCUUGGUCACUUGGGACAAUGACAAAUUCACCUGCGUGCAGAAGGGGGAAAAGAAGAUUGAAGAGGACCAGCUUCACCUGGAACUAUUCUGUGAAGGCCAAGUGUGCAAGCAGAUGUUCCAGAGAGCUUGA
Budorcas taxicolor (takin) is the source of this 384-nucleotide messenger RNA. It is a transcript of the gene RBP7, whose product is annotated as retinol binding protein 7. Lineage: Eukaryota; Metazoa; Chordata; Mammalia; Artiodactyla; Bovidae. The record is from RefSeq and is a predicted model, not a curated record. Gene Ontology annotation, cellular component: nucleus; cytosol. Gene Ontology annotation, biological process: fatty acid transport. Gene Ontology annotation, molecular function: fatty acid binding.